Messenger RNA from Mizuhopecten yessoensis (Yesso scallop), 1515 nucleotides. RefSeq lists its product as uncharacterized. Gene Ontology annotation, biological process: DNA recombination; DNA integration. The record is from RefSeq and is a predicted model, not a curated record. Bases 671 to 1486 code for a protein of 271 amino acids. The transcript has 9 exons. Gene Ontology annotation, molecular function: DNA binding. Lineage: Eukaryota; Metazoa; Mollusca; Bivalvia; Pectinida; Pectinidae.
UCUCCCCCGUCAUCUGCGACAAUUCCCCCAGAUGACGAAGGCCGAGGCGGAAAACCACAUUCAUGUCCUCCGGAAUCCCCGUCAAUAUACUAAACUGGACUGUCCGGAGGCUGAAUGUGGUUUAACCAUCGUCCGCCUUGACCUUCACCUCAUCCGCCAGCACCAGAUGAUCCGGGGCUCACCUCAGUUGCUGUCAGCGAUGACAGCUGGGAACCUGUUCGAAAGGGCUGAGGUGAGAACCACUUUCCUCGACCAGGCCCUGGACGAUUAUAUGAACAAGUGCAAGGACCGGCUAACUGGCCGCAAGCUGAACGACACGACCACGGCUAGUCAUUCAACUGCGGUCAGGGCGUUCAUGCCCAAUGGUCUCAGCAGGGACACUCUUAAAGCGGUGGAGACCAUUGGGUCGAAGGGAGCACUGGUAGAUCUCAUGCUACUGAUGUGAGACUGAAACCUGAAACAGUCAAGGUCUACCUGUGCUCCUUGGGGAAUUUUGUAGAGUUCCUGUCUGGGUCCUUCAAGUGGCAGCCCCAGUUGAAGGUCCAGGUAGGGUUCCUUCAAACUCUGCGAAAUUCCCUGCGCCUAAUUGCCCGGACUGGAGGAUGACGUUCAUCGUGCGGCGGUGCAGAAAGGGCGUGAGGGAAAGGCGGGCCUGGACCUCACGCCUGAUAUGUUCGGGUCCUUCCUCACAGGUACCCGUCCGAAGAGGGUGCAUGCCAUCCUAGCUAAGGAUGCACCUCUCAGCCGGAUGGAUAGCUGUGAGGCGAGGGACGGGCUGCUGGUUCAGCUGUUCACCACCAAUGGGAAGCGGUCUGGAGAUCUGGCCAACCUGGAGCGCAGUGACCUUCAGCGUGCCCAGACCGCUGGUCCGGAACCGACCGAGCUGAAGAUUUACGACCACAAAGAGGCUCGGUCGGGGAAGGAAUGCCCAUUGCUGGUGACAACGUCCCUCAUUCAGGACCUGAGAGCAUACGUGGCCAAGGGGAGCAUUGACGGUGGGUUGGAGCAGAUCUUCACCACCGACAAAGGCAAAAAGCUCUCCUCGACGACCAUGGCCGUCAAGAGGGAGUGGCAGAAACAUGCCAUCAACAUCGGGAAAGUCCUGCCCCCCCUCACGGCCACGUUAUGCAGGAAGAUGGCGGUCUCCCCGCUACGAGACGCUGGAGGAGACCGCCAGCAGCAGAGGGUGCUCGCCAAGCAUAUAGCCCACAACCCGAGGACGGCGGAUAUUAUGAUAGAGCGAGCCAGAAGAAGGAGAGAGUCGGCGUCUGGGAGAAAAUCAACCAACUUUACAAGGUGUCUAGCCAGCCCCCAAAUAAUGACCCCCCAGACGCUGACAGUGACCUCCCGUCUCCGCCGCCAAGAGCACCCUCUGAGUGCGACAGCGACGGCCCCGUUCCUCCUUCACCUGACCAUCAUCAUAGGACGGGGUCAUGUUUUUCGUGAACAGUCGCUGUCGCCUGCACCGCUGCACCACACAACUUAAUUUAUUUAACUUAUUGUAAUUUAUUUGUA